Pocillopora verrucosa is the source of this 489-nucleotide messenger RNA. The record is from RefSeq and is a predicted model, not a curated record. Lineage: Eukaryota; Metazoa; Cnidaria; Anthozoa; Scleractinia; Pocilloporidae.
ACAAUCGACCUCGCAACAAUUGACAUAUUGCGUGACCGCGAGAGAGGAAUCCCACGGUACAAUGAAUUCAGAAGACUGAUAAAUCUCCCUCCCGCUGCCACAUUUGAAAAGCUUACAAGAAAUAAAAAGCACCAGGUGCUACUCAAGGAGCUGUACGACGGCGAUAUCGAGAAAGUAGACCUGUUGAUAGGUUGUCUUGCAGAGGACCCUUUACCAGUUGGGUGGGGUUUUGGUGAUACACCUUUCAGAAUAUUUGUUACUAUGGCCACUCGGAGAGUGGAGGCAGACAGGUUUAUGACGGACAAUUUCAACAACGAGACUUACUCGCCCGAAGGCUUGAAGUGGAUUAAAGACACAAACAUGAGGAAAGUACUUGUACGCGCAUUUCCUGAGAUGGAAUGGCUGAAUGCAACCAUGGCUAAAACCAAGAACGCCUUUUGGCCUUGGCCUGCGGUACCUGUCGAUUCGUUAAAAAAGCGAGAAGUUUGA